Molecule: messenger RNA, 2345 nt
Organism: Scomber japonicus (chub mackerel)
Lineage: Eukaryota; Metazoa; Chordata; Actinopteri; Scombriformes; Scombridae
Gene: nfe2l1a
Product: nfe2 like bZIP transcription factor 1a
Exons: 5
Coding region: 21-1805 (594 amino acids)
Biological process (GO): regulation of transcription by RNA polymerase II
Cellular component (GO): nucleus
Molecular function (GO): RNA polymerase II cis-regulatory region sequence-specific DNA binding; DNA-binding transcription factor activity, RNA polymerase II-specific
Source: RefSeq, a predicted model, not a curated record
CUGAGAACACACAUGUUGACAUGAUGACAUCAUUUGACCAUGGCCUGGAUUCAAGACCAUCUAGGAUCUUUAACAGUGUUAGGUCUGAAGCUCUGCAACGAAACUCUAACAACCAUGACAACCGCUUAACUGAUCAGGAGGUCCCAUUGAUUGAGGCUCCCUUACAGCAUGGUUUGUUGGGGUCUCCGGGCCAUUCAGAGCUAGAACCAGCCCUGCUUCCCCUCACCCCUAGUGCAGAACUGGAUGACCAUGGUUCAGGCUUGAACACAAGGGACAACGCUCAUGUAAAUCCCACACCCAGUCUUCCAGACCACAUGAGCCUGAUUGCAGAAAAUCCGUCAGAAGACUUCAGUAUGGGACUUAAUGAAGAAAAUAGUUUGAGCACCUUGAACGUGAAUCUGCUAACAGAAGAUCCUGUGGAUAACAUGGGAAGUAGCCUGUGUUCACAUGACUUAACACCCUCCAGCACCACCCGAGACUUUUCGAAAUCUCCUUCCGGCGUCUUUCUGGUUGACAAGGAUGAAGAUGUUAACGAUGAAGAUGGUCUCCCUAGCCCACUUGGUGCCCUCUUAGAGGAUGAUGCCAUUCUGGAUGAGAUCAGAUUGUUGGACCUGGCUCUGGAGGAAGGAUUCAGCCCUGAGAUGGCAGUCAAGCUGGAAGAGGAGGGCUACCUUGGCCGUGAAGUAUCCCAACAUGAACAUGGCCAGUUCAACCACAAUAUCACCAGUAAGGAGGAGAGAGAAGAUAACCACUAUGGCUCAGGCAUGGCAGUGACAGGAGAACAGGGUCAACCAAGGAGACAUCAGCAAGAUGGUGAGAAUGAGGCAGACUCGGACUCUGGUCUCUCUCUAGACUUCAGCCACAGCCCUGCUUCUCCAUGCACUUCUGAUGCUUCCUCGUAUUCCUCUUCGUCCUCUUCCUCAAUCUCCUCUUCAUCUUGUGUGUCGGCUGUGGGAAGUCCCUUCUCUGAAUACGAGGACGAAGAUGCUGAGGACAUGCUAAUCGGUUCAGAUAUGGAAGUGGAGAUUACUAUAAAGCAGGAGGAGCAGGAAGAGGAGGAAAUGGGGGCAGUUGGGGGACAAGUGAACAAACUUCUCUCUCCUAACUAUGGGGAUCACAAGCUGUUCAAUGCCUUUCCGUGGCUGGGGCAUAUUGACCAUGAUCACACAUACAACCAGCCCUUACCCUCCGCCUCCUCUGUACCGCUGGGCAAGAUGACCACCAAACAAACCAAAUCCUCCCUGCGACAUGACAACGACAAGCCUUACCACCGCUCGUCUUCUAGACACAUCACCGAGAGCAAAAUGUGGAGCCGGGAUGAAUGGCGUGCCAAAGCCCUGAAGAUCCCCUUCUCCAAUGAGCUGAUCGUUGACCUGCCAGUGGAGGAGUUCAAUGAGCUACUGGCCAAUUACCAACUUAACGAGGAGCAGCUUACCCUGGUCAGGGACAUACGACGCCGUGGAAAGAACAAGAUAGCGGCUCAGAACUGCAGACAGAGGAAACUGGGCGUGCUGGUUGGAUUGGAGGAGAAUGUGUCAGGGUUGAGGCGCCACCGUUCGCGGUUGCUCCGAGAGAAACAGGAGGCCCUGAGAAAUCUGCAGGAGAUGAAGCGCAGACUGAGCACGUUGUACCAGGAAGUCUUUUCCAGGCUGAGGGACGAAGAGGGGAGGCCGCUGAACAACACAGAGCACAUGCUUGAUUUUGGAUCGAAUGGUAGCGUCACAGUGGCUCCACGCCAACAAGGGGCAGGGCUACCACUGACGGGUGAAAAAAGCAGCAAGAAACAGAGGGACAAGAAAAAGUGAGGAUAGCAUACCAAGAACAUUCACACAAAAUGCUCUAGACAUUUGGAAAUAUAAGGUGCUGCUAUUCCUUCCAGGGUGUAUGAUCAAAACCACAUCUGGUAUCAACGGCAGGUGCAGACUCUCCAAAGAACUACGAAAUCUUUAAGCUAAAUAGAUUUUAUGGACAGGGAUGUUUUUAUUUAACACUUGAAAGAAGAACGGAUGCAUGGAGGGAUGACUGGACAGAGGAAAUCAAGACAGAAGAAAGAGGAGUUUUGAGGGAGGAUAUGAUUAUCAUCAUUUUGAUAAGAAAUCUUGUGGCAGUGAAAAAGAACUUGAAUACAACACUCAAACAUCUCAGAGGUCAUUUAGGCUCAAUGGAAUGAAUUCAGCAGAUAGAUGAAGUGGGACCAGUCUAAAAUGCUAGUUCAGUGCCUAUGUACAAUCCUGCUUUCUCUUCCAUCAGCUGCCUCAGAGACUGGGCAACAAACAGAUAACAGGCUGGCUCCUGACUCUCAGCUAAGCAAAACAGAUACUAUGAUGACUGAGCCAGCAAGAAAU